CCUUUCAUUGUCAUACUUACCACACUUUAGAAACACAACACUUUCGUGCCCUUAUGGCUGACGCUCAACUUGAAUCAGGGCGAGACCAUGAUGAUUCCAUGCAGUAUGAUAACACUGCCCUUGAAUAUGAGGAUCUUGGGCAGCAAGAAGAAGAUCACCUACAUGAAGUUUCUAGUGGCCCACUAUUUUCAGAAUGUUUCUGGAUGUGUGUGCAACAACGUGGUGUGACAAGUCAUCAACACCAAGAUUUGCGGACAUGAAUGCAGCGCUAUCAACAUGCCCACGCUGCAUGGUCUGAGCAAAUCCCCCUUCUCAUUGAAGCUUACAUGUGGUGGGCACACAACAUGACUGAGACCAGCAGUGACCAAGAGGGCCAUUCGUUUGGUGUAGCUGCUGUUGGUGUUAUGGACUUCACCGCUAACAUAGAUAUUCUACAACGACCUGGGGAACCUGCCAAUGUGGUGCUACUGCAGUGUGGGUUACUCGGCUGCUCUCCAGUGCAACCCACUGUAGCUAUUCAUCUCCACUGUCUCGAACUCUACCAUCAAAUUUGUCAGCGACAAUCUUCGUUUAGCGUUCAAUCUAUUACUAAAGUUCUUUGUACCCUUCACAAUGUACAUUUUUUUGUUUUGUUUAUUGAUCAUUAAUAUGUAUAACUCAAGGUUUAGGUAACUUAUUCUCGCCACUUGCGGGAGCAGUUUACAAUAGCAUUUGAUAUCUACCUUCAAGUCAAACAUGAGGUCUG
Molecule: messenger RNA, 745 nt
Organism: Suillus subalutaceus
Lineage: Eukaryota; Fungi; Basidiomycota; Agaricomycetes; Boletales; Suillaceae
Exons: 3
Coding region: 261-647 (128 amino acids)
Source: RefSeq, a predicted model, not a curated record